This is a messenger RNA of Arabidopsis thaliana (thale cress), 949 nucleotides long. RefSeq lists its product as uncharacterized. The transcript has a single exon. The record is from RefSeq and is marked reviewed. Lineage: Eukaryota; Viridiplantae; Streptophyta; Magnoliopsida; Brassicales; Brassicaceae. The coding region runs from base 101 to 679 and encodes 192 amino acids.
UUUUCAUUCAAAUGAUAAAAUUAAACUUGCACUAUACAGUUUCUAUAGAAUCAUCCAUCACUAGAUCUGGUCUGGCGAUCCCCAAAAGAUCAAGUCAAAAAUGAAUAACAGAGAAAUGAAACAUGGUAAAAAAAAAGACGAGAAGAUGCCGGUUUUAGUGAUGCCAGGUUUCAUAGCCGGAGCAACAUUUCUGGUUAUUUGGAUCAUACGACGUGAGUUCCUUUUAUCUUACUUUUGGUGUAACAUAGAUUUCCUUGCUUCUGUUUAUCUUUUGAAUAAUCCAUAUAUAGGCUAUAGAAAGGGCUCCACCAAAACUAACUCGCCGCCACCAUCCGCGCUUCCAAAGGCUCGAGAAUGUGGUCCUGUGGCGUCCACUAAACCUAACUUAACACCUGCGCCGCCGCUAGGUCAGCCACGGCUAUACGCUCAAGAAUCUCAACAGUACAGUCUUGUGGCGUCCAAUGAACCUGACUUGACACCUGCGCUGCUAGGCCCGCCACCGCUAUACGCUCAACAGUCUCAACAGUUUAGUACUAUUGUGGUGUCCAGUGAAACCGACAUACCCCAGCUUCUGGUUCAAUGUUGUCCGCCAGAUGGAGACCGUGGAUUAACAAAUCAAUACUAUGCGGGACAAGAGUUCGACUUAGGAGGACACGACAAGGACAGCGAUUCCGAUUAAGAGUAGAGUACUUUUUUAAACAACUUUUGAUUAUGAAUUUACCUCAUCCACCAUUUUUCUUCUCUUUAUCUUGUGUGCACCGGCAUCUUUAGACUAUAAUAUAUGUCGUAAGAAGAAGAAGAAGAUUAUAAUUGGUUGAUUUCAGUUAUUUUAUUAUCAAAAAGGAAAGAGAGGAUAAUGUAAUGUUGUAAUCUUAUAUAUAUAUAUCCGAAUCAGGGCGUCAUUUCAGUUUACUAAAUCAUUUUUAUUUAUCUAAUUUAUGAACCAUAG